AGCUGCCUGCUGCUGCUGCAGCUCGUGGAUAUGGUGCCAGCCCUGGCUCUGUGCACAGACUCUCAGCUCUGAGGAUUUAGGGGCAGCAGAGCCCCCAGCUGUGGAGCACGCUCCCCCAGCUACCCCAGCACGGAGGGGCUGCAGCUCUGGAGAGUUACUAUGCAGCUUGGACUGCUUGUGGUGGUGGUUUUUCUGAGCUCCAUGGAUCCAACAGGCAGCAGCAAGGUGGUGAAGGGCAAGAGGCAAAGACGAAUCAGCACGGAGCUGAGCCAGGGCUGUGCCAGGGGCUGUGACCUGUGCUCCGAGUUCAACGGGUGCCUGAGGUGCUCCCCCAAACUCUUCAUCCUCCUGGAGCGCAACGACAUCCGGCAGAUCGGGAUUUGCCUGCCCUCCUGUCCCCUGGGCUACUUCGGCCUUCGCAACACGGACAUGAACAAGUGCAUCAAAUGCAAAAUUGAGAACUGUGAGUCGUGUUUCAGUCGAAACUUUUGCACAAAAUGUAAGGAAGGUUUGUAUUUGCACAAAGGGAGAUGUUACGUGACGUGCCCCGAAGGCUACGCUGCUGCCAACGGCACCAUGGAGUGCAGCAGUCCUGCACAAUGUGAAAUGAGUGAGUGGGGUCCGUGGGGCCCCUGCUCCAAGAAAAGGAAGCUCUGUGGCUUCAAGAAGGGCAAUGAGGACCGGACCCGGCGGAUCCUGCAGGCGCCCUCUGGGGACGUGUCCCUGUGCCCGGCCACCACGGAGGUGCGGCGCUGCACGGUGCAGAAGAGCCAAUGCCCCGAAGGGAAAAGGAAGAAAAAGGAAGAGCAAGGAAAGCAAGAUAAUGGGAACAGAAAUAGGAAAGACACCAAAGACACAAAGUCUGGCACCAAGAAGAGGAAGAACAAACAGAGAGGGGCCACGGUGCCCGCGACGGCCGCCAGCCCUGCCCAGUAGCUGGCAGCGUGUCAUGGAUGGCAAGACUCCAUUGCUGCUAUGUAUAUGAAAGCUUUAUUGAACAGAGCACUGCUACACCAUGUAACGUGUCCAGAGACAGACAUAUACUCCAGACUGACCCACGGACUGACAGAGGCCACACACACACCCUGAAGGAGGCUGCACACACACACCCUGCCCAGGGCAGUGGGAGAAUGCUGCUGAGGAGUGGGAGCAAAGCCACAGCGUCCCCAGGGCUCUGUGGGGACACUGCAGGGAGGAGAGGUGGAGCAUGAGCCACUGAAGGACCCAGACACGGGAUUGAUUUCAUAAUCAAGGCCUCAAAUGGAGCCCAAGCACACAGCCCCACUCAGCCAGGGGAUGAGACUGAACCCCCCAGACACACACAGCAGGGGCCUCUUUCUCUUCCCUCACCCCUUAUUUUGUGUUUUAAGCUGUAUGACUUUAUCAUUGCAAAUACAUGUUUGUGGUAAGAGGUCAGUGGCAUCUGCCCUGAAUCUGCUUCAAAGAAUUAUUUCAAAUUAAAAAAAAACAAAACCCAAAAUCAAAAUGACAACCAGCUUCCUGAGUGUGUGGUUCAUACCUUGGCCCCUAUGGAGGCUGGUGUCCCACAGGACAGAGACUCACUUGUGGAAGGGAAACUCACCAAAGCUUUAAGAAAACCCCAGGAAAUGCUGCCAGCACAAAUCAGCCAUCCUGCAAGAGGGACCUGAGCCCCGAGGAGCUCCCCACUGAAGGAUCCACUUAACACACAGCAGAUUGAGAAAAUGAGAGGUUCCAACAAACCACAGGUUGCUGAAACAUUUUUUUUGAAUGCAUACAGACUGUGACUGGGGUCUGCUCCAGCACCCAUGGGCAGUG
Melospiza georgiana is the source of this 1797-nucleotide messenger RNA. It is a transcript of the gene RSPO1, whose product is annotated as R-spondin 1. The transcript is spliced from 5 exons. Bases 160 to 936 code for a protein of 258 amino acids. The record is from RefSeq and is a predicted model, not a curated record. Lineage: Eukaryota; Metazoa; Chordata; Aves; Passeriformes; Passerellidae.